Messenger RNA from Mus musculus (house mouse), 2925 nucleotides. It is a transcript of the gene Polr3k, whose product is annotated as polymerase (RNA) III (DNA directed) polypeptide K. Gene Ontology annotation, cellular component: nucleus; RNA polymerase III complex. The record is from RefSeq and is marked validated. Gene Ontology annotation, biological process: termination of RNA polymerase III transcription; DNA-templated transcription. NCBI's taxonomy places the organism in Eukaryota, Metazoa, Chordata, Mammalia, Rodentia, Muridae. Bases 100 to 426 code for a protein of 108 amino acids. The transcript has 3 exons. Gene Ontology annotation, molecular function: DNA-directed RNA polymerase activity; zinc ion binding; nucleic acid binding.
GAUCCCGGGUUGCCAGUUACGGAGCAAGUGAGACGGCUUUUGAUUGGGCGCCUGCACCACGGAAGCGCCAGACAGAAGCGAGGUGUGGAAGCUGGCAGUAUGCUGUUGUUCUGCCCGGGCUGCGGGAACGGACUCAUUGUGGAGGAGGGGCAGCGUUGCCAUCGCUUCGCCUGCAACACUUGCCCCUACGUCCAUAAUAUCACCCGUAAGGUAACAAACCGAAAGUAUCCAAAGCUAAAAGAAGUGGACGACGUGCUUGGUGGAGCAGCUGCAUGGGAGAAUGUGGACUCUACUGCAGAGCCAUGUCCAAAAUGCGAACAUCCCCGUGCCUACUUCAUGCAGCUUCAGACGCGUUCUGCAGACGAGCCAAUGACCACCUUCUAUAAGUGCUGCAAUGCUCAGUGUGGACAUCGCUGGAGGGAUUAAGGGCAGGACUUGCCCAGCUGCAAGCAUGAAUUUUGUGUGUACUGAAGGUCUUUGCUAUAUGAUAGUAAGCUGACUUUUCUGUGGUGAAGGAUCAGGGUGAAAUAUAACUCAUCUGCAAGUUAACAGAUAAAGUCCUUGAUGUAUAGGGGCCGUCAGGUCCUUGGGAGAUACACAUAAGGAUGCUCACUUGGGUUCAGGUCCUGUUCCUUACCAUUCAAACUAGGAACUUGGUUUAUAGUCAGUAAAAAUAAAAAUUAUUAUUAUUAUUUAGUUUUUCAAGACAGGUUUUCUCUGUGUAGUCCUUGCUGUCCUUGUUAUGUAGACAAGUCAACCUUGAACUCAGUGAUCCACCUUCCUCUGCCUCCAGAGUGCUGGGGUUAAAAGUGUGUGCCAUGACCACCAAUGAUAACCUUGAACCUUCUAAUCUUUUUGCCUCUUGUUGGAAAAGUGUUAGGGUUAUAGGCAUGUGAACUAUUUUCAUUUUAUGCAGUUCUGGGGAUUAAACUCUAAGCCUCAUGCAUGCUAGAUAAGCAUUCUACCAACUGAGCUAUAUCUCUAGCCCUUUUUUUCUUUCUAGAGAAAUUAUGAAAAAUACUUAUAAAGAUACUGAAAAAUCACUUUAAAAGUCUGGAAUUACUCGAUUCAUCUUGUAUGAUUAAUAACUAAACAAAACUAUUCUGUGAGUUGGACUUUCUGGAUGAUUUUGAUAGGAAUUUUAAAAAGUAACCAAAACCAUUUUCUAUUACCUGAUUUGGAGAAAGGUCUACAGUAGAGCUUGUGCCCCAUUUGAACCCCAUCCAAAAAUCUAUUUUAACCUCAAUAAAUUUAGAAAAGUUACAUAUUAAGGCUAUGUGAAGAAUGAGCUUAUAUAUGGACCAACUUCAGAUGAGAGUGUCUGAGAGUAUCUCAGAGAGCUCACAAGCACGAAUUCCUCUAACAAACAAGAGUAACAGAAAAGUUGCAUAUUUGUUGAAACCACUAAUGGUAUUGCUCUGUAAGGUGGACAUAUUUGUAUGUGGGAAGUCCUGGUCUGUUCUGUGUAACUGGACAGUUCUACACAUGAUAAGAAAUGUAGCUAGUAAGGAAAUCUAAAAUAACAGAUUCCUCCCAUGAGUAUCUGAUGUUUUCAAAAUCCUUAAAUAGUGAUAUAGAUGAAUAAUUCAUAAACCAAAGCUGACUUUGAAAUUUUUGAUCUCUGGUUGCUUUCAAGCCUUUGGAACUUUGUUGCUUAUCUCCUUUAAAUAACUCCGUUACAAAGUAGAGCCACGAAGUCUUCUUUGAAUGAGGUGUAUUGAGUAUUAAAGCACUUGUAUAUGCCAAGCUCUGGCCUCAGUUCUUGUACUGGAUGGCAGAGGUGUGUGGAAGAAUGAGGAUGUUUACUGUUGGUGAGGGUUAGGACAUUCUCACCUUGCUGGUGGGAGUAGAAGAUGGUACAGUAUAGGAAGGGAAGAUAAAGCCCCAUGCUUCUGCCUGCGUCAAUCUCAGUUCGUUCAGUAAACUUUUCUCAGCAAAGCUGGUAUUUUGAUUAUGUAGCAGGAUUUUCCCUGUCCAAUUAAUUUAAUUAUUAAUACAAUAAGAAGCCUGUGAUUGGACAGAGUUGUAGAGAUAGGGAGCCACAGAGGAGAAGAGGAGGAAGAAAAUGGAGGACAAACAGGACAAUUCAGAUUCUGCGUGGCUUUAAAUAGCCACAGGUAGCUGUAGUAUAGGGAUAGAAUAAUUGGGAUAACUUGUCUAAUCUAGGUGGGCAGCUUGUAUCAUCGAUUGACUCUGAAAUUAUUGUGUGGGUAUCUUGUGAAUUGAGAAUUUAUUGAUAUAUAAAUCUGACUAAUUAUAAGCUUCUAGAGUUUUGAUUUUACUGUGUUACUAGGAAUUGUGACAGCUAACUGGAGGUAGGUGGUCAUUGCAUGGGCUGGUGUGGCAACAACCCCCCAAGAGAACUUGGCGAGUCAGGUGGAGUCUGCUGAGAUAAGAACACCCCUUUCGGGAACUUGCCGUUCUUUUUAAUAUUUCCCACAACAGGAUUAGGCCUCAGAAAAGAAUUUCACAAUAAUUGGGUCAAGUAUCCUAAAAAUAGCCAUGUUUAUGAUUUGGGUGGCCUUUUAAGAGGAUUGUUCAGUAAUACUCCACCCCCACCCCUAUUUUCAGAUCACAGAGUGAUUCUGUAGAUAACAAGGAUUCAAACAGUUCUUAAUAUAUCACGUUACAAGGGAGUUAAGGUUUAAGUUUUGACUGUCAACAAAGAAACUAUCUUUGUGAGUUAUAGACUUACAGCUGGGAAAAGUUAAACUCAAAGGUCAUGUGUUAAAACUUAUUAUUGGACUAGAGAGAUGGCUCAGUGGUAUAAGAGCACUGGCUGCUCUUCUAGAGUUAGGGUUAGUUCAGUUCACAGCAGCCACACAAUUGCUCACAACCAUCUGUAAUGGGAUCCGAUGCCCUCUUCUGGUGUGUCUGAAGACAGCAACGGUGUACUCAUACACAUUAAAUUAAUCUUUUAAAAAA